AUGCGUCGCGCUUCCGUAGAUUUGACCGACCCCUCUCGAAAUAUCGAGGAAUCAAUAGGCACUCCAGACCCGACAUCUAUAGAUUCUGAUCUAGAUAUGACUUUGACAACAGAUGAUGAGGGCGCUAGAAUAUACACCCCGCCUCCUCACAUAGCCGCACGAUUUUAUCGACCUAGUCAGAAUCGUCGAAAAGAGUCGGCCGCCUCGUCGCGUCGUAAUUCGAUUUCCUCUGCGCAUUCGCGGUCUUCGCAUGGCUUCAAUCACCAUGGCGGCCCGCAGAGUAAAUACAUUGCCCAGCAGAUGCGUCGUGCCUCGAUCCUCGAAGAUCGCAAGGCCCGUCUUGCCGAUAGGGCGGCGCACGCUGAGAAGGUGCGCUUGAGAGCGGCCAUGGCAAAGGCAGCCCACCACAAGACUUCUAACUUAGAGGAGCGGGCGUUGGCUGCUGCUCAGGCUAGAGAGAAGAACCUAGCCGAAAUCGUCGCUGCUUGUGCCGAAGAAGUAAAGCGGGCCAAAGCAGUGGCUGAAAGCAUGAAGGAAAAAAGGGAACAGGAACUGCGCAAGCUCAAGUCCCAGAUGGAGGAGCGAUUGGCUGAGGCGGAGAAGAGGAGAGAGGAAUUACGCAGUCGCCAUACAGCCAAACGUUCUAGAGGCCAGAGCAUAAUGACGAAGAGAUCUGACACGAGUAGUUUGCCAGAGGAAGAGGAACACGAAUCCUCAAGCAUGAGUGAUGUCGUGCCCAUGAGCGAGGAUGUAGCGGUGUCCAAGAUUCAAUGGUGGUGGAGAGGAGUACUGAGAAGGAUGGCGGCACGCCAAUUUUCCGAGCUCGGUUUGAACAUUGAUAGCGUCAGAGAUACCUCAUUUGAGCAAGUGACCGAACUUCUUGCCCAAGAGAGGGUCCUUCUGCUCACUUCAAGAGUCUUGCGCAUCUGCGGCUUACAAGAGGGCGACCCGGGGUCAGUGGAUGAGAUGACCGCUGUUCGCACGUUCCUGAGCGCUUUCUUAAUUUUAGGCCAUCCUACCCAAGUCCUUAGCAAUAAAGAUCAUAGGGGAGAACAGGAGCAGGUUGGAUCUUCUCAAGGGCAACCCAUUCCUCAUGAUGAUCUGGCUAAUCCACAGUUACAGGAUCUCGUCGGCAAGGCACGAGAUUUGCUAAUCUCCUUUGAGAAUAUCCUUUCUCGAUUGACCUCGAUGAACAAUUAUACAGUUCCGCCAGCGUUGCGGGCAGCUUUACCGGAAUCCUAUGCGACAUUCCACAAUGCAUUCAUAGCAUGGAAGGCUCGUGAUUCAAAUGCGUUGGUCGAAGUCAUGAUCCUACAAUUCGUGGAACUUGACGCAAUACUCGAAACGGUUAAAGAUGGCACCGAAGAAGCCGUUGCUGAUUCCUACCGACAAAGCAUCAAAGACAACCAGCUGAUGCUGAUGGUCCGGAUAAAGAGGCUUGCCGGCGCCGAGCGAGGAAAGAAAAUGAUUUUUGAUGCCGUCAAGCAAGCAAGGAAGGCUAGGGCUGCGAAAAGACCUGCAGGCGACAUGAAGCCACGAGCCACCGAACAUGAUAUUAACAAUGAUAACUCUGUCGGAAGCAACGCAACAGCCGAUCAUGUUAUUUCGUCUCAAUUACAGACGCUCACGCCACCUCCUUCUCCACUCCGGGAGAAAGAGCUGAAAUUUAACAUAAGCCAGCCGACUUACCCCCCGAUCCUCCCGGACAAUCGAGUAAUCGUCCACGAGUUGGCUAUCAAUCGGGAGUAUAGCAUCGAAUACCAGCAUUUCCAAGAGCAGCAUAAGCUUCGCAUGGACCCCCUAUUUCAAGACCUAAAGAGCGGCCCGAGGGACGAAGAGAAGGAAUUUCAUUAUCUCUUGAUAAUGGCCAACUACAUCAGAGACAGACUUCAGCAUCUAGUCAAGCCUGGUUCAUCUAUGCACACUUUUAUCGGUGAAAUACUCGACACUGAAGUCUCACAACAGCAAUUCUUAGCCGGUAGCUUUUCGUAUGAGCGAUUCUUCUCGUCUAUGGGGUCUCUUCUCCCAAAGCUUUGCGCUCCGGUUCGUGACGACGAGGUAAAAGAUUUAGUUGAGAAUAAACUGAGUCAAGGACACAUUGUCGACCGCCUCGAGGCGCUCCUUUCAUUUAUUGAUACUAUGCUUUACGAUUACGCGAACUACAUGUUAAAAGUUGCAGCACCAAGUCUCGUAGAGCAUGCUUCUGCAUACGAAACGAAGAGAUUUGCCGAGGAGCUGGAGGAUGGCACGAUUACGCUUCAUCGCGCGGAGACUUCUUGGCGAACCGCGCGCAAUAAAGUGCUCGCGGAAGUCUCGCGCCGUGACCCCGAGGGCAUCAAUCACCCACGUUCGCGGCCCACUCCGGACAAGAUUUAUUGGCAGAUGUUAUUAGACGAGUUCACACAACCAUCACCAUCAGAUGAAACUGUGCCGGAACCACUCGCCCUCGAUGCAAAACGUCGUGCUCGUAUAGGCCGUCAAACAAUGCGCAUCGUUACAGCGGGUGCCAUCCUCUUACAGUGCAAGAAUAUGCUCAAGCGCGAUGUCCGAGCCCCUUGGAGGACAGAAGCUGGUCGCAUCUUGACGGUCCUCGAGUCUAUGGAUAACGAUUCGAAGCCACUCCCUCAGUCUACGGCUACGCACGGCAUCAUGGCGGCACUCGAAGCAGGGCGAUCGAUGCCGACAGCCACUAAAACACACCUACAAGCUCUUGUAACAAAGGUACUUGCUGCCAGCAUGGAUGUCAAACGCGACAAUACGGACCCUGGAGAACCUGUAUUAAGGCUGCUCCUAACACGAAUCAGAGGUCACAUCCUAGCUAGGUUGCAAGCCGGUUCCGCGAGCGAAAAGGUCAAAGCCACUAGUACAGCUGGGGAAAAGCUCGCAAGCCUCGGACUGCCCGAGUUUGGAGAGAAGGUGCGAGAGAUCGUCGAUGAGAUUGUUAAAGUAGGAGUUGUAGAUCGAGAAGCCCAUGGAGUAUGGUGGGAAGAGGUAGCUGAGAAGGUGAGCAGAGAGGAUUCAGUCCCUACAUCAUCAGCUGCGUAA
Daldinia childiae is the source of this 3045-nucleotide messenger RNA. RefSeq names its product T-complex protein 11-like protein 2. Lineage: Eukaryota; Fungi; Ascomycota; Sordariomycetes; Xylariales; Hypoxylaceae. The coding region runs from base 1 to 3045 and encodes 1014 amino acids. The transcript has a single exon. The record is from RefSeq and is a predicted model, not a curated record.